Patiria miniata (bat star) is the source of this 3091-nucleotide messenger RNA. RefSeq names its product E3 ubiquitin-protein ligase SMURF2-like. Bases 229 to 2490 code for a protein of 753 amino acids. Gene Ontology annotation, molecular function: ubiquitin protein ligase activity; protein binding. NCBI's taxonomy places the organism in Eukaryota, Metazoa, Echinodermata, Asteroidea, Valvatida, Asterinidae. The transcript has 17 exons. The record is from RefSeq and is a predicted model, not a curated record. Gene Ontology annotation, biological process: negative regulation of BMP signaling pathway; ubiquitin-dependent protein catabolic process.
UGAGCUAUAGGUGAAUCGUGGUAGACAUGUUCUAAGCAGUUGAGGAAGGCGGGCCCUUAGAUUUCGAAAUCAAGAUCUCAUUCAACCUGCAAAUUUUCUAUCGCUUUUUCUUCAGCACGGCAGCAUAACUACAUGUACGAGUACAGUAACCAAUGUGUUAAUCACUAAAAUAUAGAGUACGUGGCAGAAAAUAACUCCAGUGGUCCAAGAAAAUCGCAAAUUUCUACAAUGCCACAUCCAUCAACUCGUCGGGAAGGUCCCACAAAGAUACGACUUACGGUGUUAUGUGCAAAGAACAUUUCCAAGAAAGACUUUUUCCGAUUACCGGACCCUUUUGCCAAGAUCGUUGUGGAUGGCUCAGGGCAGUGCCACUCGACCGAUUACUACAAGGGGACCUUAGACCCAAAGUGGAACCAACAUUAUGACUUAUUUAUAGGUAAAAAUGACAGCAUAACCAUCAGCGUGUGGAACCAUCGGAAGAUCCACAAGAAGCAAGGGGCUGGGUUUCUCGGCUGCAUCAAGAUUCUAUCCCACGCCAUCCAGAGACUUAAAGAUACCGGAUACCAAAGAUUGGAUCUCUGCAAACAGACCCCUGAUGACAAUGAUAACAUACGGGGCCAAAUCGUCAUCAGCAUCACGUCUAGAGACAGGGGUCUGGGUACGGGAAGCAGCGCCGUGGUGGACUCGAGGAGUAUCGCACCACCUCUACCACCGGCAGACCCCAAUGAACUCCCAGAUGGAUGGGAGGAGAGAACGUCAACGUCGGGUAGAGUGUACUUUGUAAAUCACAUCACUAGAGCAACACAAUGGGAACGACCAACAAGACCUGCCUCGGAAUGUGCCGGCUCCAGCAGACCGAAUCGCAACAGUCCUCCGCUCUCAGGGUCAGAGGUCAACGGGCGUGGCCGGCCCGUCUCGUUAUCCAGACGGCAGGAGAGCAGCAGCAUCCCAAGUAACAACCUGCUGUGUAGACGGCAGUCCUCCAGGUUACGGAACUACAUGAACAGGUCCACGUUGCACCAGUGCAGGGAACUUCCCGAGGGCUAUGAGCAAAGGACGACGGCGCAAGGCCAGGUGUACUUCCUGCACUCGCAGACCGGAAUCAGCACGUGGCACGAUCCGCGAUUACCCCGAGACUUCACGGUUAACGAGGCGGAUCUUGGGACCAUGCCGCCGGGCUGGGAGGUCCGGCACACCCCGACAGCAAGGGUCUACUAUGUAGACCACAACAGCAGAACCACGCAAUUCACAGACCCCAGACUAGACGCCAAUAUAAUUAACCGGGCGCUCAACAAGCCCAAUAACGGAAAUCCUGAGACGACGCAAGCGCCAAAGUACACCAGAGACGUUGUGCAGAAACUGAAGGUACUACAUGCAGAACUCUCCUCACUACAACCCCAGACAGGACACUGUAGAUUAGAAGUGUCUAGAGAAAACAUCUUUGAGGAAUCGUACCGGCAAGUCAUGAAGAUGAAACCCAGGGACCUCCGGAAGCGACUGAUGAUCAAAUUCAAGUCGGAGGAAGGUCUGGACUACGGUGGUAUCGCCAGGGAGUGGCUGUACCUCCUAUCCCACGAGAUGCUCAACCCGUACUAUGGUCUCUUCCAGUACUCCAGGGAUGAUAUCUACACGCUACAAAUCAACCCAGACUCAGGAAUUAACCCGGAACAUUUGUCCUAUUUCCACUUUGUGGGGCGUAUUAUCGGCAUGGCCAUCUUCCAUGGCCACUACAUCGAUGGAGGCUUCACGAUGCCCUUCUACAAGCAACUCCUAGGCAAGCCCGUCAGCUUGGAAGACAUGGAAUGCGUGGACCCUGAGGUAUACAGGAGUCUAGUCUGGAUGCUGGAAAACGACAUCACGGACGUGAUUGAGAAUACAUUCGCCGUGGAGCAUUAUAGCUUCGGCCAGAUGCAGACUCACGACCUGAAACCCAACGGCAAGAACAUCCCGGUCACAGAGGAGAACAAGAAGGAGUAUGUCAAAUUGUUUGUCCAGUGGCGAUUCCUGCGUGGCAUCGAGCCACAGUUCCUAGCCUUACAGAAAGGCGCCAAUGAGCUCAUCCCGCAACACCUGCUCAAGCCGUUUGAUGAGAGGGAACUAGAGUUAUUAAUCAACGGCCUGGGCAAGAUAGACCUAGAGGACUGGAAGAGCAACACGAGGCUGAAGCAGUGCAACCAAGAGAGCGACAUAGUGGUCUGGUUCUGGAAAGCCAUCAAGACGUUUGACGAGGAGAAGAGAGCGAGAUUACUGCAGUUUGUGACGGGGACCUCCAAGGUGCCUCUACAGGGCUUCAAGGCCUUGCAAGGUUCCACCGGUGCCCCGGGUCCCCGACUCUUCACCAUCCAUCAGAUAGACGCCAGCACAAAUAACCUACCCAAGGCUCACACAUGUUUCAAUCGGCUAGAUAUACCGCCCUACGAAUCCUACGAGAAGUUUCUGGACAAACUCACGUGUGCCAUUGAGGAGACGUGUGGAUUCACAGUAGAGUAGAGGGUUCCCCCCCGAGUCACCAAUUUAGGGCGAGAAGUACCUGCCACUCCCAGUGACUUGAGUCGAGGCCGACCAGUGUUGGAUCAUGUGCUGGUUUAGGGGGGUUUACAAGAAGGAAUCCAGGUUAUAUUGCUGACGAUUCUUCUCCGCAUUUUCGGCAGAAAGUUUGAGUCGCUCAUAUAAAGGUUUUGCGGUAUUCGCAGCGAGCGAGGCUGGAAAUAUGAGUGUGCUGCCCGAGGGCAACGGUUUCAGCCCGCCUGGCUUGAGGUCGAGUGAAAAGUAAUCCCUCGCCUCGUUCCCUUCUUUUCAAAAUGAGAUCCUAGAAAAUUGGUUUCUCCGAAUAUACAACAUUCACUGAGCUGAAACUGCAUCAGGUUAGUUGUUCAGCACCCUCCUUUAGAUUUUGAGCAGUUGUGUUGCUUCAAACGAACAUAAUGCACAAAUGACAAAUGAUGGACGCUACCUUAAAGAGCAGGGGUUACAAAAUUGGAGAUAGGGUCCAGAAUGUCGGAGAGAUUUAAAUUGAACACCAGCCAGUAACAUGGUAGUUAGACCGGACUAAAAACUGGUUAAGCCGGGACUGAAUCACUUGGCUACGGCU